GUUGUUUCGGCCGAGGAGCAGUCGCCGCCAUUUCAAGACGGCGAGAGGUAGACAGCCAACCAGAGUUCCUAAGGUUCGAAGCCAGUAAGUGCUGCCGCCGCAUAAGCCUUCCAAAAUCCUGGUAGGGCUGCUGCCCUCUUACUAUUACCUCUAGAAACACUCUUGCCAGUAGUGGCGGCAGCGGGAGUUAGUUACCCCCUUCUCGUUCCCCUUGAAGAAGCUCCAGAUGGCGUCUUCCGUGGGCAACGUGGCCGACAGUACAGAACCAACGAAACGUAUGCUUUCCUUCCAAGGGUUAGCUGAGUUGGCACAUCGAGAAUAUCAGGCAGGAGAUUUUGAGGCAGCUGAAAGACACUGCAUGCAGCUCUGGAGACAAGAGCCAGACAAUACUGGUGUGCUUUUAUUACUUUCAUCUAUACACUUCCAGUGUCGAAGGCUGGACAGAUCUGCUCACUUUAGCACUCUGGCGAUUAAACAGAACCCCCUUCUGGCAGAAGCCUAUUCAAAUUUGGGGAAUGUGUACAAGGAAAGAGGGCAGUUGCAGGAAGCAAUUGAGCAUUAUCGACAUGCAUUGCGUCUCAAACCCGAUUUCAUUGAUGGUUAUAUUAACCUGGCAGCCGCAUUGGUAGCAGCAGGCGACAUGGAAGGGGCUGUACAAGCUUAUGUCUCUGCUCUUCAGUACAAUCCUGAUUUGUACUGUGUUCGCAGUGACCUGGGGAACCUGCUCAAAGCCCUGGGUCGCUUGGAAGAAGCCAAGGCAUGUUAUUUGAAAGCAAUUGAGACGCAACCGAACUUUGCAGUAGCUUGGAGUAAUCUUGGCUGUGUUUUCAAUGCUCAAGGAGAGAUUUGGCUUGCAAUUCAUCACUUUGAAAAGGCUGUCACCCUUGACCCAAAUUUUCUGGAUGCUUAUAUCAAUUUAGGGAAUGUCUUGAAAGAGGCACGCAUUUUUGACAGAGCCGUGGCAGCUUACCUUCGUGCCCUAAGCUUGAGUCCAAAUCAUGCAGUGGUACACGGCAACCUGGCUUGUGUAUACUAUGAGCAAGGCCUGAUAGAUCUGGCAAUAGACACCUACAGGAGAGCUAUUGAACUGCAACCACAUUUCCCUGAUGCUUACUGCAACCUAGCCAAUGCUCUCAAAGAGAAGGGCAGUGUUGCUGAAGCAGAAGAUUGUUAUAAUACAGCUCUCCGUCUGUGUCCCACCCAUGCAGACUCUCUGAAUAACCUAGCCAAUAUCAAACGAGAACAGGGAAACAUUGAAGAGGCAGUUCGCUUGUAUCGUAAAGCAUUAGAAGUCUUCCCUGAGUUUGCUGCUGCCCAUUCAAAUUUAGCAAGUGUACUACAGCAGCAGGGAAAACUGCAAGAAGCUUUGAUGCAUUAUAAGGAGGCUAUUCGAAUAAGUCCUACGUUUGCUGAUGCCUACUCUAAUAUGGGAAAUACUUUAAAGGAGAUGCAGGAUGUUCAGGGAGCCUUGCAGUGUUAUACUCGUGCCAUCCAGAUUAACCCUGCGUUUGCAGAUGCCCACAGCAAUCUGGCUUCCAUUCACAAGGAUUCAGGGAAUAUUCCAGAAGCAAUAGCUUCUUACCGCACAGCUCUGAAACUUAAGCCUGAUUUUCCUGAUGCUUAUUGUAACUUGGCUCAUUGCCUGCAGAUUGUCUGUGAUUGGACAGACUAUGAUGAGCGAAUGAAGAAGUUGGUCAGUAUUGUGGCUGACCAGUUAGAGAAGAAUAGGUUGCCUUCUGUUCAUCCUCAUCAUAGUAUGCUAUAUCCUCUUUCUCAUGGCUUCAGGAAGGCUAUUGCUGAGAGGCAUGGGAACCUCUGCUUGGAUAAGAUUAAUGUCCUUCAUAAACCACCAUAUGAUCAUCCAAAAGACUUGAAGCUCAGUGAUGGUCGACUGCGUGUAGGAUAUGUGAGUUCUGACUUUGGGAAUCAUCCUACUUCUCACCUUAUGCAGUCUAUUCCAGGCAUGCACAAUCCUGAUAAAUUUGAGGUAUUCUGUUAUGCCCUGAGCCCAGAUGAUGGCACAAACUUCCGAGUGAAGGUGAUGGCAGAAGCCAAUCAUUUCAUUGAUCUUUCUCAGAUUCCAUGCAAUGGAAAAGCAGCUGAUCGCAUCCAUCAGGAUGGAAUUCAUAUCCUUGUAAAUAUGAAUGGUUAUACCAAGGGCGCUCGAAAUGAGCUCUUUGCUCUCAGGCCAGCUCCUAUUCAGGCAAUGUGGCUGGGAUACCCUGGGACUAGUGGUGCGCUUUUCAUGGAUUAUAUCAUUACUGAUCAGGAAACUUCACCAGCUGAAGUUGCUGAGCAGUAUUCUGAGAAACUGGCUUAUAUGCCUCACACUUUCUUUAUUGGUGAUCAUGCUAAUAUGUUCCCUCACCUGAAGAAAAAAGCAGUCAUCGAUUUUAAGUCCAAUGGGCACAUUUAUGACAAUCGGAUAGUUCUGAAUGGCAUCGACCUCAAAGCAUUUCUUGAUAGUCUACCAGAUGUGAAAAUUGUCAAGAUGAAAUGUCCUGAUGGAGGAGACAAUGCAGACAGCAGUAACACAGCUCUUAAUAUGCCUGUCAUUCCUGUGAAUACUAUUGCAGAAGCAGUUGUUGAAAUGAUUAACAGAGGACAGAUUCAGAUAACAAUUAAUGGAUUUAGUAUUAGCAAUGGAUUGGCAACUACCCAGAUCAACAAUAAAGCCGCAACUGGAGAGGAGGUUCCCCGUACUAUUAUUGUUACCACCCGUUCUCAGUACGGAUUACCAGAAGAUGCCAUUGUGUACUGUAACUUUAAUCAAUUGUAUAAAAUUGACCCUUCUACUUUGCAGAUGUGGGCAAAUAUUCUGAAGCGUGUUCCCAAUAGUGUGCUCUGGCUGUUGCGUUUUCCAGCGGUAGGAGAACCUAAUAUUCAACAAUAUGCACAAAACAUGGGCCUUCCCCAGAACCGUAUCAUUUUUUCACCUGUUGCUCCUAAAGAGGAACAUGUCAGGAGAGGUCAACUGGCUGAUGUCUGUCUGGACACUCCACUCUGUAAUGGACAUACCACGGGAAUGGAUGUCCUCUGGGCAGGGACACCCAUGGUGACUAUGCCAGGAGAGACUCUUGCUUCUCGAGUUGCAGCUUCCCAGCUCACAUGUUUAGGUUGUCUUGAGCUUAUUGCUAAAAAUAGACAAGAAUAUGAAGACAUAGCUGUGAAACUGGGAACUGAUCUAGAAUACCUGAAGAAAAUUCGUGGCAAAGUCUGGAAGCAGAGAAUAUCUAGCCCUCUGUUCAACACCAAACAAUACACGAUGGAACUAGAACGGCUCUAUCUUCAGAUGUGGGAGCAUUAUGCAGCUGGCAACAAACCUGACCACAUGAUUAAGCCUGUUGAAGUCACUGACUCAGCUUAAAUAAAGACAGAGAAUCACUCCUAUACCUGAGCCUCAACCUUCUGGGGGAAAGGGAACUAUAUAACAUACCUUUACUUAUCUGUACAGUACCAUGUUGCAGAUGGGUGAUAUAUAAUGAUAAUAGAAUAGCACAGCCAGACUUGCUUCCUGCAUGAUUGGGAGAGACACAAGACAUGGGAAACUGCUGUUCCACAAGGAAUCUCCAUAAAACUUUGCAGCAACCAGGUGGUGCAUAGGUCUGGAAGGUCUGAUCUCCCUUGGUCUUCCAUGGGAUGGUUAGUGUGGAGGGGAGAUGUAGAUUGUCCAGCCGUUUUGUGAUUCCAUGGAUUGAUUGAGUCUUCUGAAAUUAAGGUCUUUUUCUUUAUAUUUUGGGUAUUGGAGCUUUUAAAAAUGUUUGGUUUCAGGUAUUUUUAUUCAUGUGAAGUGUAUAUGAUUCUCUUGAGAUGAGGUUUUAAGCUAAAAUGUUACUCCCUGUUUUAGUUUCUGAACUCUGACAGAUUAACAGGGACUUUGCUGGUGUAGUCUUUUAUAGGUUUUAUAAACCACUCGAGCCUAUAUCAGUCAUUUUAGUGUCUGACCUAAUGUUUGGAGCUCUCAGUGCUUUAUUGGUUUAGAUGAUGACUCAAAAUUUUUUCUGGUCCAUUUCCUAUUUUCUUCUCUCCCUCUCCUUAAGUAGAAGUUUUAAGUUUUUUAUCUCAGCUAACAAAACCAAGUCUGAUUCAAGACAUCCCAGAGUGUUUCUCUUAAACACACUAUCUGCUGCCAAAUAAAAAUUCUUAGGAGUGAUUAUUAUUAAUUAUGAAGGG
This is a messenger RNA of Cynocephalus volans (Philippine flying lemur), 4173 nucleotides long. RefSeq names its product O-linked N-acetylglucosamine (GlcNAc) transferase (gene OGT). The transcript has 22 exons. Gene Ontology annotation, biological process: protein O-linked glycosylation. The record is from RefSeq and is a predicted model, not a curated record. Gene Ontology annotation, molecular function: protein binding; protein O-acetylglucosaminyltransferase activity. The coding region runs from base 227 to 3367 and encodes 1046 amino acids. NCBI's taxonomy places the organism in Eukaryota, Metazoa, Chordata, Mammalia, Dermoptera, Cynocephalidae.